Strongylocentrotus purpuratus (purple sea urchin) is the source of this 2318-nucleotide messenger RNA. Its product is annotated as A disintegrin and metalloproteinase with thrombospondin motifs 6-like. NCBI's taxonomy places the organism in Eukaryota, Metazoa, Echinodermata, Echinoidea, Camarodonta, Strongylocentrotidae. The record is from RefSeq and is a predicted model, not a curated record. The coding region runs from base 1332 to 2144 and encodes 270 amino acids. The transcript is spliced from 4 exons.
AACCCUCAUUCAGUGUGUUGAAUCUACUAGGGGGUGGACGUGGCAAGUUGGUGCUCACUUACAGGGGAGACGAACACAAAUAGGAGUAUAUUUACUAUCUACCGGGUGAGCACACAUAGUUACUCUUUGUACUAACAGGUGUAUUUUUGCGAGGCACAGGAUUGAAAAAAGUGGGAUCAAUCUUUCGGCGCUAUUACAUGGUGAACUUGGACUUUGGAUUGCAGUAAAUUCAUUUGCAACACAUUAACAGAAACAACCAGACAGAGUAAACAUUAUUUUUUAACAUACAGGGAGGCGUACAUAGAAAUCAGGACCAAAGUAAGCGGUUGUUUUACCUAGGAUAAGACAAGAGAAGACGGCACGAAAUUUAUUCAUUGCGAUAUGAACUUGUUACAGUGAGUUACUGGAGUGGUGCAUACAAGUUCAACAGGUGUAUUUGUAUCUAUUUCCAGUUGAUGUGUUUCUUCGUGUAUCGCUUGAAUCAUAAUUGCUCUGAUCAGAAUCAUCAGUGAGAGACCUAAGCCAAGCACGCUCAGGAUUAAAAUGUGGAAAUAAGCGAGACAAAUUACUCCGGCAACAAAUUGAAAAAUCGGAACAUCAAAUUUCCUCCUACAUUAGAAAGGAAAGAGGCACACGAUAAGGCUAAGGGGAUCGAAUCAUCUCGGUGUGUUUUCGCUUGUGGAUCAUAGAGCGAAGAGAGUUUGCACAACAUAUUACUUUUACCAAGUCGAAGGAGGAUCAUUCGCGCCGUGUAUUUAGAGUAUUUAGAAGAAGUAUAUCAGGAGUGCGAUUGUGGGUCAAUUUGUUGACCGUUUGUACCUAUACCAGGCCUGCCUGCAAGGUGAGAAGAUGUACGGCAAAGUUUAGCGAGGGUGAGCUGAGUGGUCUGAGGGUAACCGAGCAAGACAAGUGACCUUACGACCGAGGACUGCCUGCUGUGGCACUCAGUUCCGGGAGCAGUCUACCCAACACACCAACAUCCAGGAUGGAUUUAUGAAACAAAAGAAGAUAUGAUAGAUUUAUAGAAUAUGAUCAAACAUCUAGCCCGCUGCCUCUUGCAGUUAACUAACGAAAAUUCACAUGAAUCGAAUGUACUCCGAUUUACAUGUAUGGAACGUAUACGACCCGCAAAAAAUAAGCUACGGAACAAUCCCUGCACCACUGCCCAUACCCUCUCGCAUAGUACAUGUGAGCCGAGAGAGACGUGAGCGUAAGUGACUAGUAAGAAGAAGAGAGGGGACUGUACCCUUUACGUACAAUUCAAACAGGAAUAUAUGACGAUAUAAUAAUACAUGUGACUUUACCGAUGGUGUGCACAUAGACACAUCGCAAUGGAUAUAACGGACUUUGCCUUUAUACUGGUGUGCCUUCUAGGGAUCCUGACUCAAUGUCUGGGUGGACGGAUAAUCCCACCCGCUCAUUACCACGACGAACUACAAAGACGCGUGGGCGAUCACGAAAUCAUCAUCCCAACACUUGUUGAUCACAGGGGUGACUUCUUAUCUUUCGAUGUCAUAAACAGCAGGAAAAGGACUCGAAGGCAUGCUCCUAGCGAGAAUGAUGUCGAGCAAGAACACUCCUCGCCGUCAUCGUCAGGCGUGGUCGGCGAAGAUGGUCGACCACAUCGCUAUGUUCCGCACCAUGGUCGAAUGAACUACAAACUCUCUGCAUACGGGAAUGAAUUUCAUUUGAACCUUACGCUAAACCAUAGACUCACUUCCAAAGCAUUCGUUGUCGAAUAUUUGAACUCGACGGGGGUUGAGAGACGGCAUCGAAACGUCGACGUGUGUCAUUAUCAUGGCCAUAUCGUGGGUCAUAGGAAAUCAAGUGUAGCUAUCAGUAAUUGCCGUGGAUUACAUGGAUAUAUCAGAUCACAUGAUGGGGAGGAGUAUAUGUUGGAACCUGUGGACCAUUAUAAAAAGUUUGUGCGGGAGGGACAUCCUCAUAUUAUUUACAAGCGUUCAUCACCCCCUCACCAAGAGGAACCUGAAGAAGAAAAGGUGGCAUGCUCAGUUAAAAGUAAGUCUUCAUCUCUUUUUUGUUUCUUUAGUAUAAUGAAGAUGAACUUGAUAUUGCAUUUGUGCAUAGUGAGACAAGGAAAGCAGUUCAUUGAGAUGGUAUCAAUAAAUGUUAAGUUAAGUUAAGUUUUAAAAAAGUCACUGGCUGGCUGUCAAGUGAGAAGGGAGAAAGUGUGUGUGGGUAAGUAAGAGAGAGAGAGAGAGAGAGAGAGAGAGAGAGUGUUGAAAGACAGACAGAGAGUUGAAAGACAUACAGGGGCACAGAAAUACUGAUUGCAGAAAACUAGUUACAAGAGAGAA